CAGCAUUUUGCUACCCUCAAUACAACAACACCGCAGCAUUUUGAACGACUCGGAGGAGGGCCGGAUCUGUCGCACACUCCAACUUGAAAGCUUCAAGCCGUCUAGAAGUCCAGAAUGUCCUUCGACAGGUUAUCGUCGCUGGAGUCGCAACCGACCACCACCCGCCGACAGGAUGAUCCUCACUACCGAGAUGACCCAGAAUUUCAGAGAUUCACAGAGCAGCUGUCCACACGGCUCUUCGAAUUAAUCUCGAAUAUCUCCCGGCUUUCAAACCAGAUCUCCAAACGAGACACCGAGCGAGUUCGAGAGAGGAUACAUGAUCUAUUGGAGGAGACAAGAGACGGGUUCAAGGAAGUUGGUGAAGGUGUCAAGAGAGCGCAAACAUGGCAAGAUUUGAAUCCCUCGCAAAGAUAUACAAACCAGAAGUUAUCACGAGAGUUUGCCUCCGCUUUGUCCGAAUUCCAAGUCGUUCAAAGGAGAGCGAUAGAAAAGGAGAGAGCAUCCAAAACCGCCUUGGAAGAGGCUCAUUCAGCACAGUCACCUUCAGGAGAAGGACAGCAGCAACUCCAGUCUUUGGAAGAGCCUCGAUUGGCACAGCAAGACGAAGUGGAUUUCCAGGAGAACCUCAUCAUCGAGAGAGAAGGAGAAAUCCGGCAAAUUGAACAAUCAGUGGGGGAACUGAAUGAACUCUUCCGAGACGUCGCUCAUCUCGUCCGAGACCAGGGCGAUAUGAUCGACGCAAUUGACGUCAACGUUGAGAACACCCUGACUGAUACACGGGGAGCCGAUGUUGAGCUGCGAAGUGCGAGUCGAUAUCAAAAGGCGGCCCGAAAUAAAGCAUGCUGUCUGUUGUUGAUCAUGGCGAUCGUUCUGUUGAUUGUUAUAUUGGCUGUGGUACUGGGAUGAUUUAACCUUGGGAAGAAGCUGGCGUUCGGUUGAAGCCGCAUUGAUUCGAAGAACGUGCUUGUACAGUGUUCGUCGAUGAGAAGGCGUUUGGGACAGCGGUCAAUUUCAUUGGGAAGAGCGAUCUGCCAGUUGCCUCCAGCUGCUACAUACAGUAUCCUGAGUGCCUUAGAUCAGCAUGGGCUUAAUAUGAUCAUACCUUUUCCGUUUUAAGC
Molecule: messenger RNA, 1118 nt
Organism: Exophiala xenobiotica
Lineage: Eukaryota; Fungi; Ascomycota; Eurotiomycetes; Chaetothyriales; Herpotrichiellaceae
Exons: 2
Coding region: 115-906 (263 amino acids)
Biological process (GO): intracellular protein transport; vesicle fusion; Golgi to vacuole transport
Cellular component (GO): SNARE complex; endomembrane system; membrane
Molecular function (GO): SNARE binding; SNAP receptor activity
Source: RefSeq, a predicted model, not a curated record